Urocitellus parryii (Arctic ground squirrel) is the source of this 2652-nucleotide messenger RNA. Its product is annotated as maestro heat-like repeat-containing protein family member 7. The record is from RefSeq and is a predicted model, not a curated record. NCBI's taxonomy places the organism in Eukaryota, Metazoa, Chordata, Mammalia, Rodentia, Sciuridae. Gene Ontology annotation, cellular component: cytoplasm.
AUGAGGAAGGACCACAGUGUGAAUCCAGGGUUGCGUGAAUCAGAAAAAGAAGCCUAUCAGUUGAUACAGGAAUGUCUAGGACAGGAGAAUAUGUCCUUGUUCGACAAACUGAAUUUCCUCAGUGCUGUGGAGACUUUGAGUGGUGCUGUGCAUGUCCAGGCAGACAGCAAUAUGAACAACUACUUUCCCAAAAACAUCCUGGCCAGGAAAAUUGAGUCAUUGAUCCUGGAAGAACCCCUAGAGACCUUGGACAACUUCGUGCGUCAGAAAGCAAUGCUCUGCACUGUGGCCUUGAGCCAGCUGAAUCCGUCAUUCUACUUAUCCCAGAAGCUGGACCUGGCCAAUGCUUGCAUCUCCAGGGUGUUCCCUUUGCCACUCAUCAUGCCUAGCUUAGACCGAAAGGAGAGUGCUAGUCUCUACCUCCAGACUGUCCAGGCCUUAGAUGACAUGUUGCAAGCUCUGGUGAUGGACAAUAUGAAGCCUGACAUGCUCAUAUUGCAAAACUUCCUGGAGAUCAUCCUACCUUGGGUAACACAGUCAGACAAAGUGCACGAACAGACCCGGGCCUUGGGCACUAUUUCCCGGUUGCAAAGAUUUAUUUGCAAUUUCCCUGAAGUGUUGCAUAUGACGCUGUUCUCCAUGAGYGGGAAGCUGAUGGGCAUCCUGGGCCUCAUGUGCGUGAACUCCAACCAAGAGAUCAGCAUGGAGGCGUCGGAGGCCUUGCAUUACUUGUUCAAAAUCCUUGUGCUUCAGAGAGGUGUAAAGCAGAAGAUAGAGAUUGUCCUGAGGGAYUUACAGAAGAAUUUCCGUGGGGAGUGGAUGACCAACCUGCAGGACCUCACCUUGUUCUUUAGGAAAUACCUGACUCCCAUGGAGAGAGCUGAUGUGAUCAUGGUGGCCCUGGAGGCUAUGAUCAGCACCAACAGGCAAGACAUCCUCGCAGCCUCCAAGGUGUUAAAGAUGAUCCUGAAGUACAGUAUUCCAGAAAUUGGGAAGGUGUCGGAAAUCAUCGAGUACAUUUACUUCCACAUGUACCACAUCACAGAGUCCACCACCCAAAGCACCAUCAGGAGGAUCCUUUACCUGCUGGUCCAGUCCUACACUGAUGAGGUUAUCCUGACGCUGUUUAAGAUUAUGGAUGAGUCACAAAAAGAGAUACACCAUCCCUGGGAGAUCCUGGCAUCCUUCCCGAAAGGCUACGAGACGAUCAUGGAGUAUCUGCUGCAGAGGCUGAUUCCACUGCAGGCAAAGAACGACCAGGAGCCAAGCAACCCAUCAAGGAUCUCCCCACUGAUUGCCACCAGGGCCAUCUACGAGCUCUUGCAGGAACCCAGUCGGCGGAUGGAGCUGCAUGGCUUCUUCUCCUCCCUGUUCGUGAGGCUGCUCUUCCAGRUCUCCCUUCUGGUGCUUGAAGGAAGUGCUGAAAUGAUCCAGGGUCAGCAGCCUGUAAUYGAAUGUGUGGACCCUGUGAGUUCUACAGUGGAGGCCCUGAAGACCUUGAUGUGCAGUUCUGGGUAUGAGGAACACAUGGAGUWUGUGAACAUAUUUGGGGGUUGGAAUCUGCUGGUGAAUCCCGAGAAACACUAUGAUGGAGUCGCCCUGCURGCCAGGGCCCUGGUGAUCAAGAACUGUUGGCACAACCGCCCCAUCUUCAGCUUCAUCAUCAGGAUCCUCCAGGACACAAACUGCCCCAACCACGUAACAGCCCUUGUGUUCCUGACAGAGCUGCUGCAGUGCCCAGAUGUGGCAGCCAUUGUGGAUGACAUUGCCACCCACAUUCUUGCAAACUGGUUCAAGUGUGAGGAGCUAACCACAGUGAAGCUGUUGCUGCAGGUGACAGAGGUCUUCGCAAAGCACAAGAACUUGGUGAGGCGGCUCUCCAUCCUGCAGCCGCACGUGCUGAGAUGCUGCUACUCCCCCUGCCACUGCAUCGUGGAGGAGACUUUCCUGACGCUGAAUCGCCUCCUGGAGGACCUCACCUGGCAGCACUCCUCUUUCUUCCUGAUUCAGCUGGCCUUCACCCUGAGCUCUUUCCUGGAGGAGGAGCCCGAGGAUCUGCGCCUGAUGGCCUUCCAGGUCUACGGGAAUCUCCUGUCCAAGGUCAAGAAGAGAGACCUUGUCUUCCCCUUGAAGCAGCAGAUGCUCAACUCCAUAGUUCUCCUUGUGCUGCACCUGAAGGAUGUGAAUACUGAUGUGGCUCAGAUCUGCCAACUCUCCCUCUGCCACACAGCCACCUUACUGGGCUGGACAAAGUUGAAAACAGUCUUCACCCAGAGAGAUGUGUUUACCAUUCUCAGGAUCCUGCUGCAACUGGAGGCGAGCAAAGCCAUCUGGUUUCUGAACCAAUGUGUGACUCUCUUCAAGAGCCCACAGGUCUUCGUCCGCCAGGCAGCUGUGUGGUUUGCAGGCCAGAUCAUCCAAACCCUCAACCUGGAAGAGAUGGAUGAAGUUGAGGAUGCAUAUACAGCCCUGAGGCACAUGCAGAAGGACCCCGACCCCGUGGUCAGCUGCCUCACCACACAGACCCUCUACGUCCUGGAAGCCCAGAAGAAGGUGCUGCAGGCCAAGACCACCACUUCCUGCUUCUGCAGGAGGAGGCCCCGGAGGAGGUCUUUUGAGCCUGUGUCACUCACUAGGUUCCUAAAACUGUGA